This is a messenger RNA of Hemicordylus capensis (graceful crag lizard), 1812 nucleotides long. RefSeq names its product gastrula zinc finger protein XlCGF7.1-like. NCBI's taxonomy places the organism in Eukaryota, Metazoa, Chordata, Lepidosauria, Squamata, Cordylidae. Bases 244 to 1206 code for a protein of 320 amino acids. The record is from RefSeq and is a predicted model, not a curated record. The transcript has 2 exons.
UUGCAAACCUCAAAGCAAUGACAAACAGCUGGCUCCUUUUAACCAGAGCAAUGUGUGGAGGGUGGAGGCACAGAAGUCACUGGCUGCUCUCUUGCAUAGACUUCCAGCCUGGGUGUUGCUACUUUUUCUUCUCUGGGUCUGGAUCCUGAUCAUUCUGAUGAAGAGUCUCAGCACAGAAACCUGGACCGCGGUCAUUUAUCCUGGGGCUGACUGUAAUCUGCAGCUUGGUUUUUAGGGGGACCAAUGGAGGACCAAAACUUCACAGGCCCCCCAAUAGGGGAAAGGUCAGAAGAAACAGGUGAUGGCCCUCAUGACUUUCAGGGGACUGCACUCUGCAAUGAUCCUGAAGCACUCUUGGCUAAUUCUAAGCAAGACCCCAGAGGCCAGCCAUCAACAAAAGAGAGGGCUUUGAGGUACUUUACUAGGCUUCUUGGAACAGAGAGAAGAUAUAGAUGCUCAGUGUGUGACAAAACCUUCAGGAGGUGCCCACAGCUUACUAGACAUCUAAGAACCCACACAGGAGAGACACUCUAUAGGUGUUCUGUGUGUGGAAAGACCUUCAGGCGGCACCUAAAGCUUACUAUACACCAAAGAAAUCAUAAAGGAGUGGAACCAUAUAAAUGCUUGGAGUGUGGAAAGAGAUUUCCUCAAAUCAGAAAACUUAUUGCCCAUUCAGGAUCCCACAGAAGGGAAAAGCCAUAUUCAUGCUCGCAGUGUGGAAAAACCUUUGCUCGGAAAGAUCAUCUUAAUGCACAUCAGAGAACCCACACAGGGGAAAAACCAUAUUCAUGCUCACAUUGUGAAAAAAGCUUUGCUCAGCAAAUUGUUCUUAUUAAACAUGAAAGAACUCACACAGGAGAAAAGCCCUACACAUGCUCACACUGUGGGAAAAGCUUUGCUGAGAAACAUCAUCUUAUUGGACAUGAAAGAACCCACACAGGAGAAAAGCCCUACACAUGCUCACACUGUGGGAAAAGCUUUGCUAUGAAAAAUUUUCUUACAGUACAUCAAAGAACCCACACAGGAGAAAAGCCUUACACAUGCUCACAGUGUGGAAAAAGCUUUGCUCAGCAAACUGAUCUUAUUAGACAUGAAAGAACUCACACAGGAGAAAAGCCCUACACAUGCUCACACUGUGGGAAAAACUUUACUCGGAAACAACAUCUUACUGCACAUCAAAGAAUCCAUGAAGUGAAGAAACCAUAGAAAUGCUUGGAAGAUGAAGAGAGUUUCUGUCAUUAAUCAAUCCACCAUGCAUAUGAAAGAAACCCUUGAAGAGAGACUUUUUUUUUUUAACAAAUGCUUACAUUCUAGAAAGAGCUUUGAUGAUGAUGUUUCCUUAAUGACAGGAUACAAUGAACAAUACAAAUAGAAGAGGAAAUGUAACUAUCUGGAGUGUAGAAAGAGCUUCAGUCACAACACAUACUGCUUUCAACUUCAAGAAAUCUACACAUGUAAAAUUUCAGUCUUGUCCCAAUGUAAUUAUGUCCUUUGAGUGUUCUUCAUUUCUGAGCUGUGUGAUCCAGCAUUUUUCAGUGGCUUCUCAAUGAAGAGCUCCCUGGUGGUUUUAAUCGUGUCUUUUAUUGUGCUGGGCUCAAUGUUUUUAAGUGCUUUGAUUAAGAAGGGGGAGAAAUGUGAUCUGAAGCUUUUCCUAUUGAUGGAGUAAUUGCAGUAAUCAUCUUCUGAUGCAUCCGAGAAUUCAGCUGCAGUGGAACAGAAAUGUUAGCUGCUUUUUAGAGGUUUUUUUUAAAAAAAUAGCAGUAUUGUCAUGCAUUUUCUGUGCUUACUAAUAAAGUUGGAUUAUUUUUCUCA